This is a messenger RNA of Phalacrocorax carbo (great cormorant), 1155 nucleotides long. Lineage: Eukaryota; Metazoa; Chordata; Aves; Suliformes; Phalacrocoracidae. The record is from RefSeq and is a predicted model, not a curated record.
CCCGCGCACACACACCCCGCCGUUGAUGGGUCUCCGUUAACCUCCGCCGAGAGGCGCGGUGCCUUCCCCGCUGUUCGGUGCACCAGCCGGCGGAGUGCGCGGGCGUGUUGGGGUUUCUUUGGUUAACGUGGUGCUUGCCCCGCGCACGUGACCCCCGCGGUCUAUAUUUUGCUUCUUGUCCGUCGAGGACGCCGGUGCGGAGAUGGUGGUGGAGAAAGCGGGCUCAAGCCCCCCGAAGCCCGCAGGUGAGAGGUGCCCCCAGCAGCAGGAGCCGCUGGGGCACGUGAAGAAGAGGCAGCAGCAGGUCUGCGACGGAUUCACUAUUAAAGCCAUGAUGAAAAACACUGUGGUAAGAGGGCCCCCACUUGCAGGAGCAUUUAAAGAAAGACCAACAAAGCCCACAGCAUUUCGCAAGUUUUAUGAGCGAGGAGACUUCCCAAUUGCCGUUGAGCAUGAUACUAAAGGAAACAAAAUCGCCUGGAAGGUAGAGAUUGAAAAGCUGGACUAUCAUUACUAUCUGCCUUUGUUUUUUGAUGGACUUUGUGAAAUGACAUUCCCGUAUGAGUUUUUUGCUCGUCAAGGAAUCCAUGACAUGCUGGAACAUGGUGGAAACAAGAUUCUUCCUGUCAUUCCUCAGCUCAUUAUCCCAAUAAAAAAUGCACUGAGCCUUCGUAACCGACAGGUCAUCUGCAUCACGCUGAAAGUCCUCCAGCACCUGGUGGUGUCAGCUGACAUGGUGGGGGAGGCCUUGGUGCCCUAUUAUCGGCAAAUCCUCCCAGUCCUAAACAUCUUUAAGAAUAUGAAUGUUAAUUCAGGCGAUGGGAUUGACUACAGCCAGCAGAAGCGUGAAAAUAUUGGAGAUCUGAUUCAAGAGACACUGGAAGCCUUUGAACGCUGCGGUGGAGAAACUGCUUAUAUAAACAUUAAAUACAUGGUCCCUACUUAUCAGUCGUGCAUAUUAAACUGAAUUGUAUCAAAUGGGAUGAUUCCAUUCGUGCUCUGAAAAAACUGUAUCUGACUGUGUAUGACAUCUUGUUAGUCAUGCUUUUUUUCUCUACAGCUGCUAAAAUAGUGCCUUCUGGGGCAUUAGAGUGUUAGCACUAUUGUGAACAAGGCUUUCCAAUACAUAAAUAGUGCCUGUUCCUUUGAUUACAA